AUGACGGACGUGCUUGAGUUUUUUGUUCCUAUACACGCCCGCGAUUUGGAGGAUCUAGAAAAAACUGGAAUAAAUCAAUACCAUAUUAGUGAGCCAUGCGAAUUUGAUAUUCAUCCGAGACAACAAUUAGAUGACUUGACGAGGAUUUUUGAUUGUCUUCAUAGGGAAAAAUCCCCCACAUCACUUUUUUCAAAACCAGAAAUAUUCACAGCCCUAUUUUCAUAUAUUAAGGCCAUUGAGAGUCCAGAGACUAACCAAACUGUUACUAAACACGCCAGACACAAGAUUUGUCAUGAAGUUUCUGAACGCCUGAAAAAGCUAUUACAAAUUUGUCUAACUUAUUUAAAAAAAAAAACUGAUGGUGGUGUUAGUGACGCACUGCUGAUUUGUUUACGCUCGACUGUAAAAAUGUAUGUCUUCAUUCUUUGUAAUAUACUGUUGUCUUCAGUGCCAAUGCCUGAGGAAGACGAAAACUUGUCUUACUCUUCUCAGCGGAGUACAAGAAGGCGAAAACGGACCAGAAGUGAGCAGGAUACAGGCAUUGGUGAAGAUUGCAGUGGUGUGGAUCAAGAUGGUCGUGAGCUUGCGCUUACCGCUUUGAUUGAUGUCUGUUCACCGGAUUUAUUUACUUUAUGGGGAGGUAAAAUUGAAGAAACCAUGCUAAAUCUGAUACUUCGUAUGGUGCUUCAUAUGAUAACUCAAAAAUCCAAUGUUCAGAAUGACGCUCAGUCUGUUUCAGGUGCACUUGCAGUUCUUUUACUCAGGGUUUGUGACCACAUUAUGGCCCAUGGAUCAGUUGAACCACGUGAUUUUAUUAUGCCAAUGAUAGAACUGGCCUUAAAAACGGAGUUUGCAUCUCAGUUCCUUACUCGUUUUGUUUCAGAAGCUGAAAGUGGGGAUAUUUCAAAUGAUUCUACCACUAAUAUUGUUACCGUACUAGUUGAAGGAAUGGCCGUUGCUGCACUUCAUGACGUUUCCGGAGAUGCUGGAGCCGCAAAAAAUAUGGCAUUGUUUUUUAGCGAGGUUGCAAAGCGAUGUGUAAGUAUCACUGUUCGGAUGGCCGAUGUGAUUGUCCAAACCAUUCAUAGUGAAAAUUAUGAGAUACGCAAAUCCGUGAUAACCUGUAUAACAGAGAUGGUUAUUCAAAGGUAUACGGGACCAAUGCGUAGUACAGAUGAUGAAGAAGAAACCAAGGAUAAAUAUCUUAGUGAAAUAUUAUUCCGCAUAAUGGAUUGUAAUCCAUUUGUUCGUAACCACACCAUCCAUAUGUGGGGACGACUCGUAGAAGCUCGAGCAAUUCCAAAACGUUUUCAUCUUGCUGUAACAAAUGCAAUUCUUGGACGAUUAGAAGAUCGAAAUCAUCUUGUCAGAGAUUCUGCACUUCAGGUUAUUGCUUGUAUUUUGCGUAAAAACUGGUUUGGACAAGUUUUAAACUCCUGUUUGGUUCGUGACAAACUGGAAGAAUCUCGAAUAACAGCAGCAAGGAUGUUUGAUUCUGAUGAUAUAUUUCGAAAGGGAUUGGAUAAAUUGAGAAGUAAAUGCCGACCUGUUGAAGUUGAAACAAAUGGUUUUUUUUGUGAAUCUGAAGAAAACGCAACAGCGUCUUUUCAAUUAUCAGACGAGCAGAGUUCCAUGAUAAAUAGGCUGAUUUUUUACGAAAAAGCACUUGAAUUUGCUGAAUUAAUAAAGAAGGCUUUGUGCCACGCUACCAUGUUACUAGAUAGUCGCACAGAACGUGAUGCCAUAGAGGCUAUCAAACUUAUUGUCGCGUGCAAUGAAUAUCACAUUGAAGGUUCAGAAAAGGCAUUUCUCAGAGUUCUAGUUAUGAUAUUUGAAGGGGAAAUUAAAAUACAAUGCGCUGUACGUGAUGCCUUUGUGGAGGUUGUGUUUACUGCAUUUGCGAAAACAUCAGCCUCAUCUUUGAUGCGAAAUAUGGCCAGUGCCCACAAGUUGAUUGGUUUUUUGCGUGGGGCCACGGAAGGUGAUGUCAGUGCUGUUGAUCGUAUUUUUGACCUGAUGAAAUGCAAUCCCUCCUUCUCACGGCUGCUAUCGGGUCAAUUUAUGGAUGCCGUGUGGAGUAUUGCAGAAGGAUCAAUGGAUCAUGAUGUUUCACCUACUGAUAGACGCACAGCUAUGCGGCUUUUUAGCCUUUUAUGCAAACAUGAUUGGCGAGAACUUUGUGCAAGAAAAGAGAGUAUUGUAGAGUUUUUGCGUUCAGAUGCCAUAAAAGAUAAUGUUCUUCUUGCGUAUUGUUUAAAGAGCUUAGAGAGUGAAUAUCAAAAUCCACAUUACCAACCGAUACCUGUGAGGGUUGAACCACGUGAGCAUGUUAUAUUGGAACAACUUGUGAUUCACCUUUGUCGACGCACAUCGAAAAUUUCUUCUUGGCUAAUGCUUGCGGAUGCUGCAGUGAAUGCCAUUCAUAGUCUAUGCGAAUCACCUGCUUUAGUAUACACUUACGUCUUGGAUUACAUCGUUCGCCGAAUUGAAACAGAACCAAAUAGUUUGACGCAGCUAUUUUUCUUAUUGGGGCGAACGGCAAUUAAACAACUUGUCGCCGUAGAUUCUGCGGAAAGACAACAACUAAAGAGACUUGAUGCAGAAGUGAUGUCCCAGAAGCCACUAAAUGAUAUAAACAGUAAUAGCAACGCGGAUGUUAUGCACAAAGAACUUGGAAUAGGGUCUCAUGAAUACAAGAGACAUGCUAUUCAGGAGUUGGCUCAAAGACGGAAGAAUGCCAUUAUGUCAGAGGGAUCAGUAUGGUAUCGAUACUCCAAGUAUGUUGUUGCAGCUUGCCGGGAAAAAUCCGAACAUUUUGGGGAAAAAGCCUUGGAGAGAGUAUGUGCCGUUAUGGCUCUUUCUGAACUUAUGGUUAUAAGCGAAACUUUUUGUGAACAGAACCUGAAUCUACUUUUUGCUAUUGUCUCUGAAAAACGCGAGUCCUGGGUGGUCAAGACGAACGCGGUGAUCGCCUUGGGUGAUUUGGCUUGCGUGCAUCCAAACCUGCUUGCUCCGUACCUGAAGGUGCCAACGACUGGAUUUUUUAGACUUCUCAACGAUGAUGAUUUGAGAGUUCGUGCAGUGACGAUUCAGGUUUGCUCUCACCUCGUUCUUGGAGAGAUGCUUCGAAUCAGGGACCAUUUGUAUACCAUUGUGAAGCUUGUCGCAGAUCCCGAUGAAACGAUUGCGAACAAUGCUAUAGCAUUUGUUCAGAACUUGGCCAUGAAGGAAAAGGAAAAAACAGGUAAUUUGAUUCCUCCACUUGUUGCACAACUGAGCCAAUCUAUACCUCCUGAUCGAUUUCAAUUGGCUAUGCGAUCCCUGCUUGAACGCGUAGAGGGGGAUAAACCGACGGAGUCCCUCAUUGAGCGAUUGUGUCUGCGCUUUGAGCCUUACUCUGAGCGCAGUAAAAGAAAGCUUCAAAUGGCGCGUAAUUUAGCCUUUUGCCUUCAUGAACUUACCUAUUCCACAGAGCGAUCUAUUAAGAAAAUAACCUCCGAGGCAUGCUAUCAGCAGUACAAGCAGUGGCUACGUGAUGAAGUUGUUUUGGACUACUUCAAGAAUAUAGCAGGAAAGGCCAAACGAGUUGGGCAACGCGUUGGGAAUGAGCGUCGUGACAAGGCUGCAAUUGAAGAGUGGGAGUUACGAAUGCAAGCGGACUCUUGUUCUUUGGAGGCUGGCUACGAGGAAACGCGUUCUGUCGCUUCAGAUGGAGAGAGAGAAGAAACUGAAACAGUACCAUGA
Messenger RNA from Trypanosoma cruzi, 3744 nucleotides. Its product is annotated as condensin subunit 1, putative. The record is from RefSeq and is a predicted model, not a curated record. Lineage: Eukaryota; Euglenozoa; Kinetoplastea; Trypanosomatida; Trypanosomatidae. Bases 1 to 3744 code for a protein of 1247 amino acids. The transcript has a single exon. Gene Ontology annotation, molecular function: histone binding. Gene Ontology annotation, cellular component: condensed chromosome, centromeric region. Gene Ontology annotation, biological process: meiotic chromosome condensation; mitotic chromosome condensation.